Clarias gariepinus (North African catfish) is the source of this 3481-nucleotide messenger RNA. RefSeq names its product DEAH-box helicase 35 (gene dhx35). Gene Ontology annotation, molecular function: RNA binding; ATP binding. Bases 29 to 2128 code for a protein of 699 amino acids. NCBI's taxonomy places the organism in Eukaryota, Metazoa, Chordata, Actinopteri, Siluriformes, Clariidae. The record is from RefSeq and is a predicted model, not a curated record. The transcript has 21 exons. Gene Ontology annotation, cellular component: intracellular anatomical structure; catalytic step 2 spliceosome.
GCUCGAACAGAUGACGUAGUUUUUCAAGAUGGCGGCGCCCCAGUCCGUCAUGAAAUUCUGGAAACCCGGGGCCGAGGCGCCAGGAGUGAGUGAGGAGCGGGAGCUGAACACAGAACCGAGCGGCACCGCCGUCAUCUACAACCCUCACAGUGCCCUGUCUGUGGAGAAACAGAGGCAGAAGCUGCCCGUCUUUAAGCACAGGAACAACAUCCUGUACAUGGUGGAAAGCUUCCAGACGGUGGUGAUCCUGGGUGAGACCGGCUCGGGGAAGAGCACCCAGAUCCCUCAGUACCUCCUGGAGGCUGGAUGGGCUGCAGAGGGGAAGGUAAUCGGUGUGACUCAGCCCCGGAGAGUAGCUGCUACGUCGGUGGCCACUCGGGUAGCAGAGGAACGUGGAGCGUUUUUGGGGCACGAGGUGGGAUAUACCAUCCGCUUUGACGACUGCUCCGAUCCUAACGCCACUCGCAUAAAGUUCCUUACAGAUGGGAUGUUGGUCAGAGAGAUGAUGGCUGACCCGCUGCUCAAAAAAUACAGUGUCCUCAUGUUGGACGAGGCCCACGAAAGGACGCUUUACACCGACAUCGCCAUCGGCCUUCUCAAGAAGAUUCAGAGGAAGAGGAGGGACCUGCGACUGAUCGUCGCGUCCGCUACACUGGAUGCCAAGAAAUUUUGCGACUUUUUUAACCUGAAUGAAACGGGAGACCCGAGCAAGGACACCUGUGGGAUCCUGACUGUCGAGGGCCGCACUUUCCCCGUGGAUGUUUUCUACACAGUCAGUCCAGUUCCAGAUUACGUAAAGGCCACCGUGGAAACUGUGCUGAAGAUUCAUGAAGCUGAGGAUGACGGUGACGUUCUGGCGUUCCUCACCGGACAGGACGAAGUGGAGAAGGUGGUCUCCAUGCUGCAGGACCAGGCUCGCUCUCUGUCUCGUCACGGCAUGAAGAAACAUCUGCGUGUGCUUCCCAUGUACGCGGGCCUGCCGUACUCUGAGCAGCUCAAAGUCUUCGAACGGUUGCCCCCUACUGUCAGAAAGGUGGUCGUCGCCACGAACAUCGCCGAGACCUCCAUCACCAUCAACGGCAUCAUGUUCGUGAUCGACUGUGCCUUCGUCAAGCUGCGCUGCUACAACCCCCUCACUGCCAUCGAGUCCUUGGUGGUCACGCCCAUCUCCAAAGCCUCGGCGGCUCAGAGGGCAGGAAGAGGCGGGCGCAACCGGCCCGGGAAGUGUUUCCGUCUUUACACGGAGGAGGACUUCGAGAAGCUUCCGGAGAGCACCGUGCCCGAGAUGCAGCGCAGUAAUUUGGCGCCGGUGAUCCUGCAGCUUAAAGCUCUGGGCAUCGACAACGUCCUGCGUUUCAGCUUCCUGUCGCCGCCCCCGGCACAGACCAUGGUGCAGGCUCUGGAGCUGCUCUUCGCUCUUGGUGGUCUGGAUCAGUACGGCCGUCUGACAGAGCCCACGGGGGUGCGCAUGGCCGAGUUCCCUCUCAGUCCCAUGUUCGCCAAGAUGCUGCUCGAGUCGGGGAACUUCAGCUGCUCCAAAGAGAUCAUCACCAUCGCCGCCAUGAUGCAGAUCCAGAACGUCUUCGUGGUGCCGCCCAAUCAAAAGAAAGCGGCCGCAUGUCAGCACAGGAAGUUCGCUGUGGCUGAAGGUGAUCACCUGACCAUGCUGAACGUCUACGAGGCUUUCGUGAAGCAUCAGAAGAGUUCUCAGUGGUGUCAGGAGCACUUCCUGAACUAUAAGGGUCUGCUGCGUGCCCUGACGGUGCGAGAGCAGCUCCGGCGUCUGCUCAACAAGUUCAAGGUUCCUCGAACCUCCAGUGAAGGUGACCCCGAUGUGAUUCUGAGGUGCAUCGUUUCUGGGUUCUUCGCCAACGCCGCUCGCUUGCAUCACUCUGGAUCCUACAGGACUUUACGGGAUGACCGGGAGCUUCACAUUCAUCCCAACUCCGUGCUUUACAGCGAGAAACCACCGAAAUGGGUGGUGUUUAACGAGGUGGUUCAGACCUCCAGGUACUACAUGCGGGACGUGACGGCAGUGGAAUCGUCCUGGCUGGUGGAGCUGGCACCGCAUUUUUAUAAACAGGCCACGCACGGCUCUCUGGGAAGCAAACGCUCCAAAGUCUUCUGAAUCCAUCGUCCAUCGUGACCGGCUGCUGAAUUAGUGAUCCUAAAAUACUUGACCGUCUACACACACACACACACACACACACAUACACGGGAUGGGAAGGCAAGUUCUUUGCUUUAAAGCAGCCCUGUAUAUACGUGUACAGAAUAUUUAUUUCUUCGUACUCGACUUAACUCCUUCACCAGCACAUGAACAUGAACACGAUUUGGUCUUGAGGUCAAAAGGUCGUUCAUGGCGCUUCCUUUUUUAAUUUAGAGAUAUUUUUUACAUUUUUGUACUGCGUUCUAUGAGUUACUUACUUUGUCCAUAACCUAACUAGGAAAGUGAAAUUUCUGUAAAUCAUCCCAUUUUUAUUUUUAAUUUUUCCCCUUAUAUAAAUACUGUGUAGCUAAGAGAUUUAGUGGCCUUUUCCUCACCAUGAUGUGCCAAAUUUUAAACAUAUUUUCUAAUCUUUGUCUGUGUUAACGUUGCCAUUUUUACACGGUGACUAAAAAUGUGCUUUGACUUAAUUUUUUUUUUUAAUUCUUACAUAACGUUCUAUUUAGAUUUUCUGAAAUUCUUUAUUUUAAAAUAAGAUUUUUUCCCCCUCCAUAAAUAUGACUUUGUUGCCCCAGGAUACAUGUUUAAAAAAAUUAAAUACAAUUGUUGAAAGAGAGCACAAACAGAAAUUAUCCAUCAACCUGCUUCCAUUUUAUUAAAACUUCUCCUCAAGCCUAAUUACAAUCUCUGCAACUAUUAUCUGCAUGAUGAUUAUAAUAACGACGACGAUGAUGUUGAUAUGAAACCAGUUUAAUAACCUCAUGUAGUUAAGCUGUAGCUGCUGCUCAAGUCACGCUCAUGUUAUUCCGUCAGUCUUAAUCCCAAGUCUUUACUCCUGCAUGUCCAGUCCCUCUCAGAACACUGUGAAGCUCUAACGUAGUGUGUAGUACACUGACCGUGACCUUAGCAAUAAUCUCUACCCGUAUAACGAAGUGUGGGACGUCCUCGAGCAAACGAAAACGUCCUCCAGAGUUCCUUUCAUCCCAAAGUUCUGUACAGAUAUGAAAGGAUUGUUGGCCUCAAAUAAAUCCAGAUCUUCACACAAACAUGGUGCAAUGUGUUUUUUUUUCCCUCUCUGUACAAGUUGUUUUGAACAUUAUGUAAAAAAUUAUUCAUGUAACUGACUUCUACAAUGUCUUGCAAAAGUAUUCAUACCCCUUAAACUUUUUCACAUUUUGUCACGUUACAAACGCAAAUGUAUUUCAUGGGGAGUUUAUUAUUGUCACAGACCAAAACAAAGUGGCACAUCAUUGUCAUGUGGAAAGAAAAUGAUCAAAUGGUUUACAGACUUGUUUACAAAUAAAUAUUUGAAAAGUG